GUGACACAUGUUCUCUUCUCCUCACAGUGGAGAGAUUAUAACCAGCUAGGACAGCUUCAGCUUUUAUAGGCGCAACCAGCAGACUGAGCACAGAGAAAAAUCCGAGAGAGAAAACGUAUUUUACAAUUCUUUGCACAUCCAGGAAAUACAGUUUGGGUGUCAGCAAAAGCUCCAAGUCUUAACCAGCAACAAUGACACCUGGACAGAUGAAUGCCAUAGUACAUGAGAAACAAACAGCAACAGGAGAAUGGUCUGCCGCUAUGUUUCCACAUGAGCCUUCCAUUCCAGCACCAGCCCAGAAGUGCCUUCCAGAUCAAGAUGCUGCUGCUGAGCAAGAUGUCAAUUCUGCUGAGAAUAUGGAUGACACUGAAGACAAUGAGGAAUUCCUAGAGAAGCUCAUAUCCAUUACCUCCAAGAGUUUACCGAAACUGGAGAUAGAGGAGAGAUACAACAUAACAAGAGAGCUAGGCAGUGGCUCCUAUGGUCAUGUUCUACAAGUUCAGCAUCGUGAGAGAGGAACCUCAAUGGCUUUGAAACUGAUGUCCAAGGAACACACAGGGAGAAGGGAGUUCCUGUGGGAAUAUUGUAUUGCUCUCUGCCUCUCUUCACAUCCUACACUUCUUCGAACCAUUGGCAGUGCUUUUGAAUCAUCUACUCAUUAUGGAUUUGCACAGGAGCUAGCACCAGCUGGAGAUCUCUGCAGCAUCCUGAACUCAGGGGAAGGACUUCCUGAGGUGCAAGUGAAACGGUGUGCAAGCCAGUUGGCUGAUGCUCUGGAUUUCAUGCAUGGCAAAGCUCUGGUACACCGGGACAUAAAACUAGAUAACGUGCUGCUUUUUGACCAAGAAUGCCAUCAGCUGAAAUUAGGUGACUUUGGCCUGACACGACUGGAAGGCACCUGCAUAGCUGCUAUGUCUGCUGUCUUGCCAUAUUCCCCACCAGAACUAUGCCUGCUAGAGAGGACAGAGUCUCUAGCUCUGGACUCAAGCCUUGAUAUUUGGGCCUUUGGAGUGCUGCUCUUCUGUAUUUGUACUGGCUGCAUCCCUUGGGAUAUGGCAAUGAGCCCUGAUCCUAAGUUUGAGGAAUUUAGCAUCUGGCAAAAUCGCACAAUACCAAGUGAGGCUCCAGGCCUGUGGAAAGUUUUCACAGCUCCUGCCUUGCGUAUGUUCCGCCGCAUCAUGGCUCUUGACCCUAACCGUCGUAGCCCUGCUAUUGAAGUGAACAAAUACUUGCAUUUGCCUUGGCGAGUGGGUACUUCCGAAAACAUUCAGGAUGAUUUGUUGAAGACAAUUAGUUCUGAGGCCUGCCUUAAGGGACCCAGUGAGGACAAUACUGAACUGGGCAGAAACCCCAAGGAGAAUUGCCUCCAGCAAAUGCAACCCGAAGUCAUUGCCCCAGAGAAAACUCAUGCCAUACAGAUGGGUCCCAAUCCUGGAAGCAAUCCCAGUCCACAUGAAGGUUCAAGGCUAAAUGGACCAGGACUUGAGCCCUGAAGAAAGUAUCAACUCUGAAAAUAAUGAUUCCUUUCAUCAGGGAAAGACAAGAAGGACUCCAGCUAUCUUACCUUCUUUGUAUUAAGGAAGAGUAGAACUAGUCACUCCGUAGGGAGAUUUUCAGAAUAGGAGCGCUCAGUUGUAUAGUAUCAAUGUAGCAUCAUGAUACCUAGAAACAGUUCUAGAGAAUUUUUUUUCUGGAAUAUCCAUUCUUUUUUGUUUCUUAUGGCACAUAAUGCAACAAAAAGAAAUCAUUGUGAUUCAGUAUUUUUAGCUUUAUCCUCUCAUGGAUUUUUCUUUAAAUAUCAGAUUUGAAAGAAGGUGCAGUAGCCUAUCUAGUUCUGACUUCUCAGGAUGCUUUUUUUUAAAUAUCUUCCACUUUGCAGUCUAUGCAUUUUUCUUGCAUUAAUUAUGCAUUGUUUAAUUAUGGGAUAUAACAUUAUAUAAAAAUUGUUUGCAUUAAUGCAUUAAUUCCUGGAUGGGAAUUAAUGAUCAAUAGAUUGUAAAAAAAAUUAAUAGCUUCCUGAAUUUUCUGAAAUUGGAAACUUUUCAUUAAUGUUUUCCUUGAAUUCUAUUUACUUUUUUUCUUUUCUUUUUAAAGAAGAAUUAGGCUCCUUAAAAGAUUUUUUCUUCUUCUAAGUUUUUCUUGUUCUUUUAGUUUAAAAGAAAAUAUCCACAAUUCAAGUUUCUGUCACAGAAACGCUAUAAAUGCAACAGUUCAGGGAAGAUAAUAAUAUAAUAGUCUUUCAUCACAAAUGGCAAAUGAAACUAAUAGCCUACAAUAAGAAUUAAUCUGUAACCUAUAAAUUAACUUUUAAUUGUGUUUUAAAUAACUUUUGCUCAAUUAGAUUAAUAAGUAAAUAUAAGUGAAUCUUUUGCACAGGGAAAGGGUAUUUGUACAUAAUAUAGUGACACUUUAUUUGCAUGGAAUUUUUACAUUAUUUCUGCAUGAAACAAUUCACAAAGAAGUAAUAUUUUUGCAGUGUCAAAGAGUUCUAAUAUGGAAGCAUCCAAAGUCUCAUGUUUUACAUCUGUAACAAUGGCCUAAUCAUUGAACCAAAAAAGGUAGAUAAUCUUUGGGACGUAUGAUAUCCUGAAGUAAUGAGUUAAUAAGAUAUACUAUGUUUGUUUAUUUGAUUAUAUCAUUGAAUUUCUAUAAUAAAUUAUCACAAAACUGGCUGCUUGGAAGAGCUGGAUGUCAUGGGGUUCCAAAUUAAUUAAGAAAUUCUUGCAAAGGAAAUAUAAUUCCUAUCCUAGACCCUAGAGUUUUUGAAUGAGAUGGUAACAGUUGUGGAAACUGGUAUUCGAUUACCUUACUAAGGGCUUUUUCCUUUUAUGUAUUUUUUAAAAAUAAAGUUUGGACCUGCAGCCAACAGUUGAGAACAGAAAUGUCUUUUCCCUUAUCCUGUUGCAUAAAUCUAAAUGAUUUAUAUCUUAAAGUUAAGUUUUGCUUAGGGCAGAAAUGUAGCACCAGUAAAUUUCUCUGUGUCACACAGAAAUAUAAUACAAUGUCAUAAUGAUUCCUCCUUUCAUAUGGAGGGCUUCAUAUACUUAUAGCUGGUUAGAGCUCUCUUUGGGAAAAAAAUUUAUUUAUUUAUUUAUU
This is a messenger RNA of Ahaetulla prasina, 3096 nucleotides long. RefSeq lists its product as uncharacterized. Lineage: Eukaryota; Metazoa; Chordata; Lepidosauria; Squamata; Colubridae. Gene Ontology annotation, biological process: peptidyl-threonine phosphorylation; peptidyl-serine phosphorylation. Bases 192 to 1493 code for a protein of 433 amino acids. The transcript has 4 exons. The record is from RefSeq and is a predicted model, not a curated record. Gene Ontology annotation, molecular function: protein serine/threonine kinase activity; ATP binding.